Ciona intestinalis (vase tunicate) is the source of this 1462-nucleotide messenger RNA. RefSeq lists its product as uncharacterized. Gene Ontology annotation, molecular function: protein binding. The record is from RefSeq and is a predicted model, not a curated record. Lineage: Eukaryota; Metazoa; Chordata; Ascidiacea; Phlebobranchia; Cionidae. Gene Ontology annotation, cellular component: cytoplasm.
UGCGUCUGUGGCUUCCUUUGUGUGGCUGGUAAGGCUCGGUGUUCAUUCUGUUAUGAAAAUAUUGACUUGGAAAGCGAGACCAGCUAUUAUGGGCGUAUGUUAAAACGUAAUUGUGUUACUUUGAAGCCGGAAUAUUGGUUUUAGGUAUAUAGCUGUAAGCGUAGCAGUUCAAAGUGAGUUCUUGAACAAAAUAUUAGUAGGUACAUUAGGUUUCAGAUAUAGCUUAUAUUAAAGACCGUGUUGAAUUAAUAGAUGUAUGUUUCUAAUUUUUUAGUUAAUUGUCAGCAGUAAUCACAUGAAUAACUUGAACUAACCACCUAAAUACUGUGAUUCCGUACUAACAGCAUGAAUGUUGGAACUUACGAAGGUUCGUGUUGGUCAAACAGACCUCAUGAAACCUUAAGUAUAUUUGAUCUUCGUAAAGACAGAGCACGUAAAAGCAAGAUACCUAUUCCCUCUGGAAAACACCGCAAGAAUAGCCCGAGAAAUGAUUAUAGCCCAACACAGGUGUAUCCAGAUAAGGUGUUAGUCGACAAUAGCGAAACCCGUAUACCAGUUUUUGCAAAUACUGCUGGUCGACUAAAGACAGACAGAUCAACUAUGCCCAUUCGAACAAAUAACAUGCAAGAAAAACUUGCUUUACGUGCACGAGUUCGGCAGAAAAGUCCAUCGAGUUCAACAACAAAAGAAUGCCCAAAUAAAAAGAAGAAAACAAUGAAGUUGAGAGGUUUGGAACUUGCUGAAAUACCUAUGGAGAUAUUCCGUUUAUCGGAUUUGGAAUCACUAUUCCUGAGUCCCGAAAGGGAAUCUUGCCUAAGUUAUAAGCUUCCAUACGUGCCGAAAGAAAUUGGGAAACUUCAAAGCCUACAAACCCUAGUGUUGGACACAAACGAGCUUGAGAGCAUUCCAGAAGAAAUUUCAUGUUUGAAACAACUAAAAGCUUUAACUCUGAGCAACAACUGUUUAACCGAGCUACCGAACGGCUUUUCUAAUUUAGAGAACUUGACAAGUUUACACUUGGCAAACAACAGGUUCUGUUCACUCCCGGUUUCUGUCUGUCAUUUAUCCAAUCUCGGGUUCCUAGAUAUCACCGACAACGAUUUAGAUUUAGUUCCUGAAGAAAUAGGAAUGCUUGCAGAAUCUCUACAUACACUGCUGCUCUUUAUGAAUAAAAUUGAAAAACUACCAAGCUCCUUUUCAACUUUAACAAACCUGACUUGUCUCUGGCUCGGAGAAAACUGCCUUAAAGAACUGCCACGUGACUUUGGUGAGCUGUUUCGACUUGACUGGGGUUCCAGACCCUGUUCAUCCAAUAUUGCGGGAAAUCCGCUUGUUCGACCGCCAAUGGACGUCUGUCAGUUAGGCGUUUACGCAAUUAGAAAAUACUUUCACGAAGAUAUGGAAGCUGAUGGUACAUCUACUGUCACAUGAGAAGACUAUAAAAAUAAAAGUUAAUAUUUUA